Conger conger (European conger) is the source of this 3965-nucleotide messenger RNA. RefSeq names its product ubiquitin specific peptidase like 1 (gene uspl1). Bases 204 to 3623 code for a protein of 1139 amino acids. Lineage: Eukaryota; Metazoa; Chordata; Actinopteri; Anguilliformes; Congridae. The record is from RefSeq and is a predicted model, not a curated record. Gene Ontology annotation, cellular component: Cajal body. Gene Ontology annotation, molecular function: SUMO binding. Gene Ontology annotation, biological process: Cajal body organization; protein desumoylation. The transcript is spliced from 9 exons.
CACUGCACCGAAUGGGGAAGAUAAUUCUUGCAGCACAACCGGAAACAGAACGUAGACCGCACGAAAUAGCACAUGUAAACUUAGCAGCCGGUUCUGAACGUUGGAUGAAAGGAUUUUGAAAGCUUUGGUGAUGAGAUUCUCUAAUUAUUGUUUUCACACGCUCUAUAAAGAGUGGUUGCGGAGACGUGCUGGACUCCACGGAAAUGGUAAUGUUUAGCCCAUGGCAGCGGACGCCUCUGGACCCAGGAAUCCCCAGUGAUUUGCCAAUGAACGGCGAAAGCACUGAUUUAGGGGCGUCAGCCCCAAGUCCGGCGGGGUAUUUGGGAAAAGUGAAUGAAAGAGCUUCCCAGGUGGAGAACUGCCCCUGGUGCUCGGCCAAGGGCCGGACUUACAGCCUCCGGUCGUAUCGCAUCAACUUCCACGAGUCCAUAACCCUGUGUACCAACCCCGAGUGCCUGUUUCCUCUGGUGAGCAAACCCUUGGAAGAAAUUCUCGACAGUCUGACUCCAGGAGACUGCCGAGAUGGAGGAAAGAGAAGAAGCCCCAGUGGAGAGGACGCGGUGGCUGGCUCGAAGCGUUACAAGGCUGACGAUCCUGCGGGCGUGGGCUUGGCUCACGGCGUGGACCUUGGCCUAAGCGGAGGAGUAUCCCCGGAGAUGGUGCAUCAUGGGAAUGGCGAACACACAGGAGCUGCCGUUCCUCUCCAGGGGGAGGGCUCCACCCACAACACUGACCUGGAUAUGGGAGACCUGCCGCUGCAGAAGCCCACAGAUCCCUUGGGAGAUAGGGAUGAAAUGGGGUCAGGAAACGGGGAGGAGAUUGUGCCCCUGUCUGAUGGGCUGCCCGCUGUGGUAGAGGACGUGAGGCCUACCGUGGAGCAAGUAGUACCUCUUCCCAAAGAUCGGGUAUUAAUGGGAACCAGCAAUGAGCCGGAGGUGAGGCCUGUGGUUGAGUCAGGUGUGGGGCCCACGGUGGAGCUGGAGGUGAGGCCCACGGUGGAGCUGGAGGUGAGGCCCACGGUGGAGCCGGAGGUGAGGCCCACGGUGGAGCCGGAGGUGAGGCCCAUGGUGGAGCCAGAAGUCAGUCUUCCUGAGGGGCAGGCGGUAAGGCUUGAAACUGAAAUUGCAGAAGAUUUUCCAAUGGAGGAGCUUGAAGAGAGGCUCACAGAGGAAAUGGAAGUGGGACUCCCAGUGCAGGAGGAAGUGAAGCCCAUCGUGGAGCCGAAAGCAAUUCCAGAGGAGCAGGAAAAUCUUACAGAAGAGCUGGAAAUAGGGCCCACGGUGGAGCUGGAGGUGAGGCCCACAGUGGAGCUGGAGGUAAGGCCUACGGUGGAGCCGGUGCUGAGGCCUAUGGUGGAGCAGGAAGGUGGACCUGUUGAGAUGGUUGCUGCUCCUUCCCAUCUCUUCUGGAAGAAUGAGAAUAAUCUGUGCUGGCUGGAUGCUCUGUUGGUGGCCCUCGUACACUGCCGGACUCUGAGGAAGCGUGCAGAGAGCCUGCUCAAGAACAGGUCGCCGAUCCAGCGACUAUGCAACCGCUACAGCCAAGCCUGUGACCUCGUGAAAGCUAACGAACAAAUGGGUCCUGAAGAUAAAAUUGUCGGGGUUCCUUCAGCAGUCCUUAACCAGGCCUUGAAAGAGCUGGAGGAGCUCCGGAUGUCUACCUUCACCUCACUUCAGCCCAAACUGAAAUGCAACCUGGGACAGGAGGAGACUCCAGUGUUCGCGCUGCCGGCCUUGCUAAGGCUGGACUCCCAGGCUGAGGCUUUGUUCCAGCACACCUUCCACUGGGACUUUGAGUGCUCUGUCUGUGGCCACACCUCCAGGAGCAGAUGCCAGAAGACUUUGAGCACGUUCACGGGCGUGCUGCCUGACUGGCACCCCCUGUCUGCCGUUCACCUGGCCUCCUGCAACCAGUGCCUCCGCAGACUCCAGCGCAGGACCAUGGUGCUCAAGAGCAUUUCCUCUGUGUUUGCCCUGCACUUUGUGGAAGGACUACCUCAGAAUGAUGUUGACGCGUACUCCUUUGAGUUCCACGGCGACCACUACUUUGUCAGCACUAUAAUCCAGUACGAUCAACGGCUGAAGCACUUUGCUACGUGGAUCCGAGAUGUCUCCGGGUCGUGGCUUGAAUUGGAUGACUUGAAAUACCCACAAUGCUCUUCUCACAAGAGCCUGCCUGUCCCCGGGAAUGAAAUUCACAUGGUUUUCUGGGAGGUCCAGCCGGAGGGGGUGGGUCGUUACCAUAGCUACACUCCCGUAAAGUGUAUGGGCGAUGCAGACGCCCGUGAGAGCGACCUCUCACUCACCAUCCCACAGGACGACACGUUCCUCGUGGAAGCGCUGACGGAGGACAGCAAGGUGUCCCCUGACGGGGCGGACUCUUCCGUGGGAAGCACCACCCUCCUGGAGGCCUUCGAGGGCCUGUCUCACAGCGACAUCGUCACCCUCACCCUGGUGGAGGUGGACACAGACGGGAACGCCCUGGCCGACGGCACGCCGGCCGCUGCUCUGCAGUCCAGCCCCGUUUCGUCCUCCGGGGCCCACAGUGGCAAAGUCUGUGACACGCCCAAACGACAAAGAGGCAAGAGAGGCAUGCCGGAGAAGGCAGUUCAGGCGGACGGGGGUGACAUUGGCCCUCCCACCUCCAAAUCUCCUCCUUCCGCCCCUGACCUCCGUCUGCCUGUCCCCCACCCGCCGUCUCCUGUCAGCAGGGCUCCCCCCGCCUCGGUGUUCGCUGCCGCCCGCUGGUCCACCCUGCUCAGCAGGCACCCCUCGUUCCAGGCCAACUCCACCAUCCCGAAAGGCGUCUCCCCCGCCCCGGCCUACAAGCCCGCGCUGAAGCUCGCCCCUGACGACGGCCUUCCCGACAGGGCCGCCGAAAUGUUCGGGGGCUUCCGGGCUCGACCGGUCGCCACGGCAACCGACCGCUUGUCCGAGGGGGGCCGUUGCCGGCGGGGCGACGACUCGAGGACCAAAAACGAGGCCUUCAGGCAGCCGUGGCUCAAGUCCACCUGCCCGCAACCUGGAGCCAAAAACAAUCCACCUCCCUCCCUAAAAGCGGCCCACCCGCAAACAACCCUGUUCGGGCCCACCAGGACCCUGAAAACGCAGCCCUCCACGGCCCUCAGUGACACCGGCGCCCUGCGCCGCAAGCUCCUGAAGAAGCUGAAGAGGAAGAAGGAGCUGCUGGCCAAGCUGGAGCGCGUGAUGGGCACGGAGGCGCCCGAUUGGCUGCAGCGGCCCGACAGCACGGAGACCGGCUCGCCCUACACCGUCAGCUCCACCACCUCCCUCUGCAGCAGUGUCGGCAACGACGACGAGUUCCUCCACGACCUCCUCUCGCCCGCCACCACCGCCAGCAACCUGUCCCCCGACAGCACGGGGCUGCUGGAGAUGCUGGCGGCCGGGCAGGAGGAGAACCCUGCCGCCAAACAACUGGAGGUGGGAGGAGGAGGAGGAGGAGGAGGAGGAGGAGGAACGGACUGGCGUGGCCCCACGCUGGCAGAGAACCACCUCGCGUCUGCCAAGGACGACUUCCUGGAGGAGUUCAUGUCCGGCGCCGGCACGCAGCCUGGCCCCGCGGCGGAGAACGUAGAUUUUAACGUGUUCGACAUGUUCUUUUAAUCCCGCGCGAGCUGACGCCUUAGUUCGCUGGCCUGAGGAGCUUUGGAACUGAACUUUGUACACUGCACUACGCGAAAGCCAAAAUGAAUGGACUACUCCUUGAUUUUAUGUUGAUGUUUGAACCUUUUUUUUGUUUGUCCUAAGUUCUUUGGUAAAGAAAGAGUGAGUGACAAUAUAAUAUUUUGUACAAAAUUAACAACUGUCUAAUUAUUGUCAAUUCAAGAGUUUAUAUGGUUGUCUCUUGAUAUGCAGAUUGUGUUUGUUCAUUGGCCCAGGUCCAGAACGGUAAUGUAGUUUCUUAGUCUCAAUAAAUAAAUAAAAUGUUGUUCAGUGCUGACCACA